GUCACACGUCACUCUCAUGCUCUGGCUCACCCUUCCUGUGUUACCGCCCUUGGGCUGAGCGAGUGAGAAAUCAACCGCAGAAGACAUCGCAUUAUUUGGAGACACCUUAGUCAGGUCCCAUUAGCAGGAAGCCUCUCCCUGGUCUGGAGCAGUGAGCCUGAGGGAACGUUGUGGCAUUGGUCUGCUGUUCAGUGUUGCUUAGCAAGCCAUAGCUAGCACCAUGGCGUUGUCAUUCAAGAAGGACCUGGAGAAGUACAAGGACCUCGACGAAGAUGAAAUCCUCAACAAGCUGUCGGCGGAGGAGCUCAAGCAGCUGGAGACGGCACUGGAAGAGAUGGACCCCGAGAAUGCUCUUCUCCCAGCGGGCUUACGUCAGAAGGACCAGACGGUUAAGCAAGACACAGGGUCAUUUAACAGGGACGGCCUUCUGAAAUACCUGGAGAAGGAAGCCAUGGAGUACAAGGACAGAGAGGACAUACUGUCCUUCACUGGGGAGAGGAAAGGUAAAGCAUUUGUUCCGAAGCUGAAACCGAUAGAAACACGCCAGGAAGAAGUCACAACCCUGGAUCCAGAAUUAGAGGAAGCCCUAUCCAGUGCCACAGAUACAGAACUGUGUGAUCUAGCAGCGAUCCUGGGUGUUCACACGCUGGUCACCAGCAGCCAGACCUACGAUGCAUCGAAAGACGGUUUCAACAAUGUGAUCAAAGGGGAGAAGAUGAACCCAGUGUUUGAUGAGCCUCCCAAUCCCACCAAUGUAGAAGACACACUGCAGCGAAUAAGGAGCAAUGACAGCUCCCUAACAGAGGUCAACCUCAACAACAUCAAGAACAUCCCAAUACCCACGCUGAAGGACUUCGCUAAAGCCAUGGAGAAGAACACAACCGUCAAGAAGUUCAGCCUGGCGGCAACCCGGAGUAACGACCCAAUUGCUGUGGUGUUCAGUGAAAUGCUACGAGAGAACAAGAUGUUGCAAAGUUUGAACUUGGAGUCCAACUUCAUCACCGGGACAGGCGUGCAGGCUUUGGUUGAUGCGUUGCGAGACAAUGACACCCUCACAGAGAUCAAGAUAGACAACCAGAGGCAGCAGCUGGGUACUACCGUGGAGAUGGAGAUUGCUAAGAUGUUGGAAGAGAACCACAGCAUAGUGAGGUUUGGCUACCACUUUACCCAGCAAGGACCUCGCUCCAGAGCUGGCGCAGCUAUCACCAAGAACAACGACCUGGUCCGCAAGAGGCGAGUGGAAGGGGACCUGUAGGGACGGAGCCCGACCUGCCUCCCAGCCAAUCCUCUCGUUUCAUCUCACCAUGUGGAAUACUUUCAGCCAAUGCCCUGGUCUCAUCUCACUGUGUGGAAACUUAAGUCUUGUGCCAAACUGUGGGGCAAGGCACCCUCAACCGGAACAUACAUCUGAGAAGAAGGGAAAUAACUGGAAUUGCCCUCCCCCAUUCACAUGUCCAUACUUAUGUUUAUUAUUGUAUUGUUAUUGAAGGUGUAAAUCUGAUUAGCCUUUAGUCAUUUUGUUUUUUUGGAGCCUUUUAUGUGAUCUGUCCAGACUUUUCACUUUUUUAUUUGCUUUUCUACUACGCUAUAAUCAUGUGGAAUAAACAUGCACAUUACCAAGUAACGCACACAUGGAUAACAGCUCUGUUGAAACAAUAACUCACAUUGAAGGAGCCCUGUAUACAGUGUAGUUUGAGGUCUAAGCUCCCAGUGGAAUACCUGUAGUGAAGAAGCAGAAUUUGACAUAAGGGACGUGAAGGCAAAGUCAGACCAGUCUGUUAGAACCACAGCUUACUGGCAGAAUGGUGACAGUCCAUCAGUCGUACGGUAACAUCAGUCACCAUGUGAUCAGACCACCAUUUAUUGGGGUUGCCUUGUAAAGCCAGCUUGACCGGUGUGUUUAACAGUCAGACGAUCAGAUGCUGGCUGACCCUCUUAUGGGAAAUUAUGUUAAUACAACUAAAACUAACAGCUUGUUUUCAUACAGUUAAAAUGCUGAUGUUGGUUCUUCUGAUCACUUUUGUCCCUUUUUAAAUUAUAACUAGGUCUGGAUAUUUCGGAUCAAGUAAAAUUGGGAUUGUACUGUAAAAGUAACAGGAUAUGAACUCUCGUCUAGACUGACGAGGCUUUGACCUGCUGAUCCGAAGGAUGUUGUAAAUGUGCUCAGCGGAACCAUGCCAAAGACUAACGCAUGCAGUGCUUACAGCAUCACUAUGUAACCAGACGGUUCAGGUGUCAGUCGUGUCCUCGCAGUAAACGCGGCAACAGCGAUCUCGAUCACAUCAUGCCACAUCUCAUUUUGUGUCGUUUCCGUUUUUUGGGGGCCAUUUACAGCCCAAUGUUCAGCAAGUAGUUCACUGAGAUGCGAGGUGGAGUCGGCGAACACUUUUUCUGUUUUGCUUCCCAGGACUACUAAUGUUUCUAUGAGCCACGUCUCCCAGAUAGAAAGGCUUCCUCCACGUCACCUCUCGCACCCUGCGUCACACUCUGUCGCAAUCCGCUGCAUCGUAGCAGUAGCAUGUCCUUCAUCAUGUAACGGAUAACAACAUGCUCUGAGCUUCCUGAGGUACACUGACCUGCUUGUGGUGGGUUUAACAGGACUAAUUCAGAAUUACUUGAAACUUGUGGAUACUGUUUUAUGUGUAAUAGGAACAAUAAGCGGGCAUGAAAUCACUCGUGAACAUCGUGUUUCUAUCGACCAAAACGUUUUCUUUCAUCCUAACGGCCUCACAUUCCUUGGACAAGAGUUGUCACGGCUUCAGUAUACGUUGGGUUUUUAUAUCUGUACUUUGUCCACGGUCAUAUCUGCUAGUAUUUCUUCUUGGACCUUUUUGUUUUCACAUUACUGUGCUUUGCCGGGGGGACAGUCAGCUAAAGUGGAAAAGUGUUGCUUUGCCUGGGCUUGAUACAAAUAUUGUGUCAUUCAUAGUAUGUAUAUUCAUUGUAAAAUGCCAUCUCAAAAUACAAAGUGAACACACAUGCACACAUUUUGAAGUUUUGACAAAACUUAAACUUAUUUUCUUUUCCUUUUUUUUUCUUUUUUUCAUGGAAUCAAAACCCGGGUUUAGACUCAACAUAAGGAAUAUGUACUAUUAUGAAACCACACGACUGGUAAAACGCACUGCUGAAUAUACGAUAUCCUCAACAAUAAAUGUUUUUACAUACUCAA
Cyclopterus lumpus (lumpfish) is the source of this 3169-nucleotide messenger RNA. It is a transcript of the gene tmod2, whose product is annotated as tropomodulin 2. Bases 221 to 1255 code for a protein of 344 amino acids. Gene Ontology annotation, molecular function: tropomyosin binding. Gene Ontology annotation, biological process: muscle contraction; myofibril assembly; pointed-end actin filament capping. The transcript has 10 exons. Gene Ontology annotation, cellular component: striated muscle thin filament; myofibril. The record is from RefSeq and is a predicted model, not a curated record. Lineage: Eukaryota; Metazoa; Chordata; Actinopteri; Perciformes; Cyclopteridae.